AUGCGCCCUGGAGAUGGCGAGGAUCCACCGCGCGCUGCGGGAGGUGCCGCCGUGCUAGACCUGGCGGGCGGCUGCGUGCACGAGCUCACGGAGAACCAGCGCAGCGACGAGACGAUCUUCCGCUUCCUGCAGUGGCUGCGCGUGGACGAGCCGGAGCAGGCGCCGCUGCGGGAGGCCGUGCAGGCGGCGUGGGAGCGGUUGGGGCCACCCCGACACCUGCCUCGUCAUCUCGCAUGCCCACAGGAUUGCCACCAACGACGAGAGAACCGGCGGCUCGCGCCGGAGGGCGCGCUGCUGGUGGAGCGCCGGGCGCGGGCACUCGCGCGGCAGCGCUCGCGAACGACUUGGGGCGUUCCAUGGAAGACGCUUUUUGGCGUGAACUCGUGGAACAUUGGGACGAGCGUGAUGCAGGCGCUUCGGGAGGCUGGCGACGCAGAGGCGGCCGUUGUCUUCAGCUUGAGGUUCUCGGGUUGGGAGAUUCAUAACAACGCAGACAGGCUCCUGGAGGGGCCGCUCUCGGCAAAAGUUCGGCAUCUCCCCUAA
Symbiodinium natans is the source of this 543-nucleotide messenger RNA. NCBI's taxonomy places the organism in Eukaryota, Dinophyceae, Suessiales, Symbiodiniaceae. The record is from the annotation of a GenBank genome assembly.